CUGAACAGGGAGGGGCCCCCAGCACUGUCCAGCGCAUAAAAGCACCCUGCUCAGGGCUCUGCUUCAGGAAGCUUCCACCAUCCUGCCUUGAGACCACACCAGCUCCCCAAAGCCAGAGAUGAUCAAGGAGGAACACGAGGUGGCCAUCAUGGGGGCACCCCAGGGCCCAGGACCCGUGGUGUCCACCGUGGUCAACAUCCAGCCUGAGACCGCCGUGCCCGACCACAUCGUCUGGUCCCUGUUCAACACGCUCUUCUUCAACUUCUGCUGCCUGGGCUUCGUGGCGUUCGCCUACUCUGUGAAGUCUAGGGACCGGAAGAUGGUGGGUGACGUGAUUGGCGCCCAGAGCUACGCGUCCACCGCCAAGUGCCUGAACAUCUGCGCCCUGCUCCUGGGCCUCCUUGGGACCAUAGGGUCCAUUGUUCUUCUGGUGCUGGUGGUGUUGCCGACAGUCAGCUAUGCAAUAACACAGGCCAUGCAGAACCACGGAGGCUACUAGUGUCUGCCUGCCGCUGCUGAACCGCGUCCUCCCAGCCACUGGCCUUGGGCCUCCUUGUCACGUUUACUGGCAUCAUCUCUGCUGUCAAAAUUUCUGUCAUUUGACUGGCUUGCUGAUGAUAUGGAAGAAAUUCUGACAUCAUGAAGACUUAGGUUUCUGGAGGCUGCCCAUAGCCUGAGGCUGUCACCUCUUCACAGCUGUUCCUACCCACGUGUGUCCCCAACUGAAGGCAACAAAGGACAUGUACCUGACUGCCGCGGUCCGGCCGCAGCGGGUCAAGGGGUCCCACUGGUGGGGGUAGGCGUCGGCGCUGGGUAACAGACGACAACACGCCUCAAAGGACAGUGAAGCUCUGUUCCGUUUAUUGCAAGUACAAGCAGGUUUUUAUAUUUUCAUUUUAGGUAGUGAUUAACAUUUGCAAUAUAACAUGAUCAUUUAAGCAGAAAAAAUCAAUACAAAGGUAAUCAGUAUAAGUAUGAAAGUUCCCAUAGAUUUAGUUAAAGAUUAUUUUAACUAGGAGAACCAUUAAUCAGACAAUUAGGAGUAUCUUAUUGUAUAUUAAAGUUUCUCAGAAUUUGGCAUAGGGCAAAAGGAUACGCUAGAUUGAGUAGAGAAAAUAGGAAAUUUAUUAUAAGGCCCUUUGAUGUCUAACUUAGCUAUCUACCCUUUUUUUGCUUAAAAUGUUUUUCUGUGUACCAUAAAUUCUGACUCCCUAGUGACUGUUUAGUUUGUAAUAACUAACUAGCUUUUGUUAUUUCUUUGCCUGUCUAGUUGAUAUAUAUUCUUAUUCAAGGUAAAGGAGGGGCUAUUCCUACGUUGCAGGGGGCUUUCAAGGGUACUUCUUUUAAGUUUCUCUAGGAGUUCUUUUAUAGACAUGUUUUGUACUUUGAUUCCCUCUAAGAAAGCAGUGAGAUCAUCUCCUGAUUUCCUAGAGUAUUCUAUCUUAUCUUGGAUGUUUUUCCAAUGAUCUGUUAUUGAUUAAGCUUGAAUUCUCA
This is a messenger RNA of Artibeus jamaicensis (Jamaican fruit-eating bat), 1494 nucleotides long. Its product is annotated as interferon-induced transmembrane protein 3-like. The transcript has 2 exons. Gene Ontology annotation, biological process: type I interferon-mediated signaling pathway; defense response to virus; negative regulation of viral genome replication. NCBI's taxonomy places the organism in Eukaryota, Metazoa, Chordata, Mammalia, Chiroptera, Phyllostomidae. Gene Ontology annotation, cellular component: plasma membrane. The coding region runs from base 119 to 499 and encodes 126 amino acids. The record is from RefSeq and is a predicted model, not a curated record.